Molecule: messenger RNA, 582 nt
Organism: Chelmon rostratus (copperband butterflyfish)
Lineage: Eukaryota; Metazoa; Chordata; Actinopteri; Chaetodontiformes; Chaetodontidae
Product: charged multivesicular body protein 4b-like
Exons: 5
Coding region: 1-582 (193 amino acids)
Biological process (GO): vesicle budding from membrane; late endosome to vacuole transport via multivesicular body sorting pathway
Cellular component (GO): cytoplasmic side of plasma membrane; ESCRT III complex; multivesicular body
Source: RefSeq, a predicted model, not a curated record
AUGUCUUUGGUCGGUAAGUGGUUUAGUGAAGGAGAGGAGGCCUGCUAUCAGGAGAUGGAGAAACUUCCAGACAGGGUGGAAUUGCUGAUGAGCAAGAAAGAAUUUAUGGAGAAAAAAAUUGAGCAGGAACUUCUGGUUGUCAAGAAAAACAGCAGAAUAAACAGACCAGUGGCUGUGCAGGCGCUGAGAAGAAAGAAGUGGUACGAGAAACAUCUCAAGUACAUUGACCGUGCUGUUGAGGCCCUGAGGUCCGCUCAUGAACACAUAGAUGUUGUGAACAAGUUGAGUGACCUGAUCAAGGACAUUGCAGAGGAGCAGGAAGGGACUCAAGACACGCCAGACAGCCUCCACACAUCUGUGUGCUUUGGAGUGGAAUAUGAUGAGGAUGAGCUGUUGGCAGAGCUGGAGAGGCUGGAGAAGAAUCUGGUUGAGAGUCUCUUUGAGUCGGACAAAGUGGAGGAGAGACUCUCUUGUCCCAAAUUGUCACCCACUGCAUCACCCUCCCACCCUGCCAAGACGGAGGAAGACGAGAUUGAGGAUGAGUUAGAGUAUCUGCGGCGCUGGGUGAACGAACUCUCAUAA